AUGGAAAAUUCCACGAUGAAAGACCUCAUGGCCGGGCCUGGCAUUCGCCAAGUCACGCAGCUCCUCCCAGCCGACGAAAUGGAAACACGACUUGAGUACAUUCAGAAGAUAGAGAAGGGUCAAAGGGCCUUCCGCAAGAACCCUAGCUGGGGAUUUACGCCAUAUCAAUAUGCCACGCUGGCUUUGGUCUUUCUUUCUUCUGGUCUGGGAGCUACAGACAAAACUUGGAAUAUGAUCUGCUUGUCACCUCAACUCCAAACGUGGUGGAGUCACGGCUACUUCGGCCUCAAGUAUCUCGGACAUGAGGAUGACAAAGAAACGGGUAUGAGCAUGGCAGAGCUCCAGUUCGUAUGGAUGCCACACAGCCAUUACGACGAAUCGACGAAGCGAAUCGACUUGAAUGAGGAAAAGGAUAAGGCAAGAAACAUACGAGUCUGCGUUGAACAUAUGUUCGGCGGGGAACCCCCCUGCUCGCCUCAAUGCGGCCGCUGUACGGCUAUUAGCAAAGUCCAGGCACACGAAGUGCGAGAGCGCUAUACGAUCGAGUCAGGAUACGUCUUCCCAGUAGUUCGGAGGACCGAGGAUAUUCAAAAGUUCAAGGCCAUGAUCCAGCUCCAAUGGGCUGCUUUUUGUGUGGGAUCAAUGUCAGGAGCGGCCAACCAUCCCAAGCUCCUGGAGCGGGUCUAG
Messenger RNA from Clonostachys solani, 687 nucleotides. The record is from the annotation of a GenBank genome assembly. NCBI's taxonomy places the organism in Eukaryota, Fungi, Ascomycota, Sordariomycetes, Hypocreales, Bionectriaceae.